AUAGUAUCAUUAAACAAGUCAAAAACGUCACACCAUUAUCCUCACACACCAAUCCUAUAAAUACAGACUCACACACCAAUCCUCUUCUUCAUCAUCUAUUAACUUAACAAUGGCGUCCUCUCCGACCACCUUCUUCUCCGUCAUUGUUCUAUUCCUCUUCUCACUCUCAUCAUCAUCUGCUGCUAAAACAUCAUCAUCAUUCCGACCUAAAGCUCUCAUUCUCCCAGUGACAAAAGACCGUUCUACCCUCCAAUACAAAACCGUCAUCAACCAACGCACACCUCUCGUCCCCGCUUCCCUCGUCUUCGACCUCGGUGGUCGUGAACUCUGGGUCGACUGUGAUAAAGGCUACGUCUCCACCACUUACCGCUCCCCUCGCUGCCACUCCGCCGUCUGCUCACGCGCAGGCUCCACCAGCUGCGGCACAUGCUUCUCCCCUCCCAGUCCUGGCUGUAGUAACAACACUUGCGGCGCUAUUCCUGAUAACUCCGUCAGCGGAUGGGCUGCUUCCGGCGAAUUCGCUAUAGACGUCGUCUCGAUCCAGUCCACUAACGGAUCCAAUCCGGGCCCGUUCGUUAAAAUCCCCAAUCUUAUCUUCGGUUGCGGAUCAACGUCUCUUCUUAAAGGCCUCGCUAAAGGAGCCGUUGGUAUGGCCGGAAUGGGACGUCACAACAUCGGCUUACCGUCUCAGUUCGCCGCCGCGUUUAGCUUCAACCGCAAGUUCGCCGUUUGUCUAACUUCCGGCAAAGGAGUCGCCUUCUUCGGCAACGGACCUUACGUUUUCCUCCCCGGAAUCCAGAUCUCGAGGCUCCAAACGACGCCGCUUCUCACCAAUCCGGUGAGCUCUGCUUCUGCGUAUUCACAAGGUGAGAAAUCCUCGGAGUAUUUCAUCGGCGUGACGGCGAUUAAGAUCGUCGAUAAAAAAGUUCCGAUCAGUUCAAAGCUUUUGAAGAUUAACAGGAGCACUGGAUUCGGAGGAACCAAGAUCAGCUCCGUGAAUCCUUACACGGUGAUGGAGUCAUCCAUCUAUAAUUCUUUCACGUCGGAGUUCGUUAGACAAGCAGCGGCGAGGAACAUCACCAGAGUUGCGUCUGUUAAACCGUUCGGCGCGUGUUUCAGCACUAAGAACGUCGGCGUCACGCGCGUGGGAUACGCCGUGCCGGAGAUCCAGCUUGUGCUUCACAGCAAGGACGUCGUGUGGAGGAUCUUCGGAGCCAACUCCAUGGUGAGUGUCAGAGAUGACGUCAUCUGUUUGGGUUUCGUUGACGGAGGAGUCAACGCGAAAACCUCUGUUAUGAUCGGAGGUUUCCAGCUGGAGGAUAAUUUGGUUGAAUUUGAUUUGGCGAGUAACAGAUUUGGGUUUAGUUCUACCUUAUUGGGCCGUCGCACUAACUGCGCCAACUUCAGUUUCACUUCCACUGCUUAGAUUGGAUUAAUUUUUGUUUUAUCAAUUUCCUUGCCAAAAAAAACAAAUGUGUUUCAGAAUCUAUUAUGUUAUUUUGCCAAAAAAAACAAAUGUGUUUCAGAAUCUAUUAUGUCAUUUUCUAUCACUUGAUCUCAAUAAAUAAUAUGAUGCAGACAUGCAGUGAGUUAUUUGAUAUAAAUUUUGAAGUCUCAUAUGAUGUGGUUGUCUCAAAUUCAUUCACAGCUGAAGGAGAGAAAACAUACGAAUCCGUUCCUCCACUCAUAGGUGUAAAACUGUGUUGGAAUUUGAAAACAAAACUCAAAUAUUAAAACCUUGAUUCCCCAGCCAACUUCAACAAGUAACGAAGUGAUAGUUGCUGUUGCAUGCAACUAAAGUCAACAAUUUCACUAUGAUAGGAAAGAAGAAAACACACGACUUUGCUUUCUCCAGUCAUGCUAGACUCAUCAAGGUAGCACUCAGUGUGCAGGAACCUAAAAAUAAAUUUAAUUUCGAUUAGACACAUGGUGUUAUGAACAAAAACAAAAUGAUACUUGGAGAAAACAGAUCAGCCACCUGAUUGCCAAUGUUGAGAGGUAUGACAUCACCCACCACAAUAUCAUAGAAUGAAAUUUAAUGAGGCUGAUUGUAAUCGCAUCUCUAUCACUUAUGUGUGAUUCGUUUGAGAUCAAAAGAUAAAGGGAGUUAUCUGCUAACAGGCUGGUAUCUGUUA
Molecule: messenger RNA, 2135 nt
Organism: Camelina sativa (false flax)
Lineage: Eukaryota; Viridiplantae; Streptophyta; Magnoliopsida; Brassicales; Brassicaceae
Source: RefSeq, a predicted model, not a curated record